CAUUAAUAUCAUUUUGUGUAUGGAAAAUAUCUAUAACAUUUUCUAAAUAUUAUUAGAAAUAUUUUCUAUAGAAAUAUACAAGAUUAUUAUUAUCCCAAAUUUUAAUCUUUAUAUUUUAUACUACUAUAAUCUUUACUAGCAUAAAGAUUGUGGUAGACUCCGGCGUUGUUCGUGUGUCAAAGUUGGAGACCGGACGCUUGAACGGUUACGUUUGCACUUUCAACGCUCUUCCUACGACUUCUUCAUUUUUACCGCUUACGGAGAAAGGUAUAAAUUUCUUACUACUAUAUGUUUUAGUACGUGAUUCUAGGCAAGAUAAUCAUGUUAGGAUGUUAAAAUUUUUAUAUNUUUGUGUAUAGAAAAUAUCUAUAAUAUUUUCUAAAUAUUAUUAGAAAUAUUUUCUAUAGAAAUAUACAAGAUUAUUAUUAUCCCAAAUUUUAAUCUUUAUAUUUUAUACUACUAUAAUCUUUACUAGCAUAAAGAUUGUGGUAGACUCCGGCGUUGUUCGUGUGUCAAAGUUGGAGACCGGACGCUUGAACGGUUACGUUUGCACUUUCAACGCUCUUCCUACGACUUCUUCAUUUUUACCGCUUACGGAGAAAGAUGAAUCUUAAGAUUGUUCUCUAAUGCGAGAAAAGCUCUACGUCCUUACCUCUGAGCCCCCAAAGCUCCUGAAGCGAACGCCCAUGCUGCAAAAAUUACUUCGUACUGAAAGUAUGAAGAUGACGCAGGCAAUUAAGCUGGCAACGGGUAACCCAGUUGGUCCCCAUGUUCUCAAGAUGAUCGGUCAGAUCGAAACUCUUGAAAAACUAGACGCCCUGUUGCACCCUAUGCUGGCAACUGAUCUCAUCUUGGGAUCAUUACCAGCUGAGUAUAGUCAAACUAUAGUGAACUUCUACAUGAACAAACUAGAGAUGACUAUGCGUGAGCUACUGAAAUUCCUCACAACUGCUGAGGAGAGUCUAGGGAAGGGCAAGGGUAAGUCUGUUUUGAUGGUAGAGGGCAGUACUGUUGCGAAGAAGAGUGGGCCACGUUCGCCGGCCGGGACCAAGCGCAAGGGUUCUAAGAAACCCAAGCCAGCGUCCAACUCCUCUUCGUUGAAACCCAAAGAAGGAGCUAAGAAGAAGUCUACUUAUGCUAUUAUUGUGGCAAAAAGGGCCAAUGGAGGCGCAACUGCGCAAAAUUACUAGCAUAGAGGAAAGAGGGAAAGAAACCUCGAACCUCAGAUAUCUUCGUUAUUGAAGUAAAUAUGUCUUAUAUCACCUCUUGGGUGAUGGAUACUGGAUGUGGUU
Cuscuta campestris is the source of this 1292-nucleotide messenger RNA. Lineage: Eukaryota; Viridiplantae; Streptophyta; Magnoliopsida; Solanales; Convolvulaceae. The record is from the annotation of a GenBank genome assembly.